Pongo pygmaeus (Bornean orangutan) is the source of this 7044-nucleotide messenger RNA. RefSeq names its product ankyrin repeat domain 28 (gene ANKRD28). The coding region runs from base 1476 to 4478 and encodes 1000 amino acids. The record is from RefSeq and is a predicted model, not a curated record. The transcript is spliced from 28 exons. Lineage: Eukaryota; Metazoa; Chordata; Mammalia; Primates; Hominidae. Gene Ontology annotation, molecular function: protein binding.
ACAUGUGAGCAUUACUAGGCAUUUCAUCCUGCGGGUCUGCAGUCUUUGCUCUUCAGACUGUUGCUCCGUUGGAAUGCUUCUGUGGGACCGAUACUGAGGUUCUAUAGAUAUUUUUUAAGGACCUACUCAUUUGGGGAUGUCAGUGGUGUUUUGCAAGAUCAUCUGAGGAACAGGAAAGCAUUUGAAAUCUGAAAAGGAUAACUGUGGCAGUUUUCACAGUGGAAGGAAACUAUAUUGGCAAAGAGGCAGAUGAUUGAAUAAAGUAGUUGGCUCAAAGAAGAUGCACAGUCUGCUAUUUUUUUCUCUGAAUGAAGACUGUUUAAUGGAAGCUGUAUUCAUGUGGAGAGCAAUGGAAACACUGGAAUGAUAAACUACUAUGUUUUUUUUUUUCUCCCUCUUUUUUUUUUUUUUUUUAAAGAAAACAAAAAGCCUGAAGCAGUAAUUUGAGCUCAAAUGCCUUCUAAUUCCUUCACAGCCUGCUUGUUCUACUAGGAUUCUCCACUAACACCAUUUCUGCCUGGUGCCUGUGCCCUUUUGCUGGAGCAGCCAGACAACUGCCUGAUGGAGAAAGAAUGAACACUCUGCCUUGCUUAUGCUAUCGAUGGGAAUAAAGCUAACUGUGUUUCUUCUAUUAUAUGGGAAAUCUGGAUUAAUCAAGCUGUAUUCUAGUACCAAGAGUCGUAUUGUCUCUUGUGGUCUGACUCAUCACAUGUAAAUGUACUGCAGCUUUGCUAUUAAUGCAGAGUGGUUUUGGGUUUUGUUUUUGUUUUUGUUUUUUUUUUUUUUUUUUUUUUUUUGCCCCUUUCCCAAACACUGAAAGAAUUGUUAACCUCUGAGCUUCAUUUUCAGGAUUUAUGCUGAGCUCUAGAUCUUUUUUUCUGUGAAUAGUAUCUGCAUUAAACCAGUGAUGAAGAAAUGAAGACAAAUUAGAAGUGGAAACAGAAUAGUGAGAUUUUAUUUUUUAUUUUCAAUUAUAAGCAAAACAGCUACUGGUAACUAUAUGACCUUGCAGGCAAGAGUGGGUAUCGCUGUGAUCAUCUCUGUCACAGCAGUUGUUUCUCAUUUCAUUCUAUAUUGUGUGGUGUUGUGUCACCAAAAACAAUGAUUGUUUUGUGCAAGUAAAUUUCAGAGAUAGAGCAAUAAGACUAUUUUGGUAGAGGAAAAAUAUUUUUAAAUGAGCUUGGACUCAUUUUAGUUAUUGACAUGUUGGUGUGAAAUUUCUUCUUAAGUAUUGCAGUAAUCCAACAGAAAUAAUAGAAUUUCGUUAUAUUUAGGAAGUUACAAAUUAUGUAGUCAUAAUUUUAAACUUGUUUUUCCAGUAGUACUUAUUAACUUUAAAAAAAAAAAAAAAAACCCAGCUGUGCUGUUCAGAGAAUGUUUGUAAGUGUUGUACAGAAGAGGAGGAAAAACUACUUGUGCUCUUCCAACUGUGACUUUUAUCACAUAGCUUGGAAUUUAGUGUUUUAAAAGUUCGAAUGAGUCGAGUGUGUAUUGUUGUUUUGGAGGAGGUAGAAGAUGAAUCUCCUGCAUUCAUUUCUAAAUUGCCACAGGAAAAUAAAUCCCUACAUUCUCCACCUUCUGGAAAUGUAUUGGUAAGAUAUCCAUCACUGGUGCAAGCUAUAUUUAACGGAGAUCCCGAUGAAGUUCGAGCACUAAUAUUUAAGAAAGAAGAUGUUAACUUUCAGGACAAUGAAAAGCGAACCCCAUUGCACGCUGCAGCUUAUCUUGGAGAUGCAGAAAUCAUUGAACUUCUUAUUUUAUCUGGAGCUAGAGUUAAUGCCAAAGACAGCAAAUGGUUGACACCUUUACACAGAGCAGUUGCAUCUUGUAGUGAGGAAGCAGUUCAGGUACUUUUGAAGCAUUCUGCAGAUGUUAAUGCUCGAGACAAAAAUUGGCAAACCCCUUUACAUAUAGCUGCUGCUAAUAAAGCUGUAAAGUGUGCUGAAGCUUUGGUACCUCUGCUGAGUAAUGUAAAUGUAUCUGAUCGAGCAGGGAGGACUGCAUUACAUCAUGCAGCUUUCAGUGGACAUGGUGAGAUGGUCAAACUACUCUUGUCUAGAGGUGCCAAUAUUAAUGCUUUUGACAAGAAAGAUAGGCGUGCUAUCCAUUGGGCAGCAUAUAUGGGUCACAUUGAAGUAGUGAAAUUGCUUGUGUCGCAUGGAGCUGAAGUGACAUGCAAGGAUAAAAAGUCUUAUACACCUCUUCAUGCAGCAGCCUCUAGUGGAAUGAUCAGCGUAGUCAAGUACCUUCUAGAUCUUGGAGUUGAUAUGAAUGAACCAAAUGCCUAUGGCAAUACACCUCUUCAUGUAGCCUGCUAUAAUGGACAAGAUGUUGUAGUGAAUGAACUUAUAGACUGUGGUGCUAUUGUAAAUCAGAAGAAUGAAAAAGGAUUUACUCCUUUGCACUUUGCUGCUGCAUCAACACAUGGAGCAUUGUGUUUAGAGCUUCUAGUUGGCAAUGGGGCCGAUGUCAAUAUGAAGAGUAAAGAUGGGAAAACCCCACUACACAUGACUGCUCUCCACGGUAGAUUCUCCCGAUCACAAACCAUUAUCCAGAGUGGAGCUGUAAUCGACUGUGAGGAUAAGAAUGGAAAUACCCCUUUGCACAUAGCAGCACGGUAUGGCCAUGAGCUGCUGAUCAACACUCUUAUUACAAGUGGUGCUGACACUGCAAAGCGUGGCAUACAUGGAAUGUUCCCCCUCCAUUUGGCAGCCUUAAGCGGCUUUUCAGAUUGCUGCAGAAAACUUCUUUCUUCAGGAUUUGAUAUAGAUACCCCAGAUGAUUUUGGCAGGACUUGUCUACAUGCAGCUGCAGCUGGAGGGAAUUUGGAGUGCCUAAACCUUCUGCUGAAUACUGGUGCAGACUUUAAUAAAAAGGACAAAUUUGGGAGAUCUCCACUGCACUAUGCUGCUGCCAACUGCAAUUACCAGUGCCUGUUUGCUCUUGUGGGAUCAGGAGCAAGUGUGAAUGACCUUGAUGAAAGAGGCUGCACACCCCUGCACUAUGCAGCUACAUCAGACACAGAUGGCAAGUGCCUGGAAUACUUAUUAAGAAACGAUGCAAAUCCAGGGAUCCGUGAUAAGCAAGGAUACAAUGCAGUUCAUUAUUCAGCUGCUUAUGGUCACCGUCUAUGUCUUCAGCUGAUUGCAAGUGAAACUCCUCUAGAUGUUUUAAUGGAAACCUCAGGAACAGACAUGCUGAGUGAUUCAGAUAAUAGAGCAACAAUAAGCCCUUUACACUUGGCUGCCUAUCAUGGUCACCAUCAAGCACUGGAAGUGUUGGUACAGUCUUUGUUAGAUCUUGAUGUCAGAAAUAGUAGUGGAAGAACACCUCUAGAUCUUGCAGCUUUUAAGGGCCAUGUUGAAUGUGUGGAUGUACUCAUUAAUCAGGGAGCCUCAAUCUUAGUAAAAGAUUACAUUUUGAAGAGGACACCUAUACAUGCAGCAGCAACAAAUGGUCAUUCAGAAUGCUUACGGCUAUUAAUAGGAAAUGCAGAACCACAGAAUGCAGUGGAUAUUCAAGAUGGAAAUGGACAGACGCCUCUGAUGCUAUCUGUUCUCAACGGGCACACAGACUGUGUUUACUCAUUGCUGAACAAAGGAGCAAAUGUAGAUGCCAAAGAUAAGUGGGGAAGGACAGCGUUGCAUAGAGGGGCAGUUACAGGCCAUGAAGAAUGUGUAGAUGCAUUACUUCAACAUGGUGCUAAGUGCUUACUUCGGGAUAGCAGGGGCCGGACGCCUAUACACCUUUCUGCUGCCUGUGGACACAUUGGUGUUCUCGGAGCCCUUUUGCAGUCAGCAGCAUCUAUGGAUGCAAAUCCAGCCACAGCAGACAAUCAUGGAUAUACGGCACUUCACUGGGCUUGCUACAAUGGUCACGAGACAUGUGUAGAACUGCUUUUAGAACAGGAAGUUUUCCAGAAAACGGAAGGAAAUGCUUUUAGUCCAUUGCAUUGUGCCGUGAUAAAUGACAACGAAGGUGCUGCUGAGAUGUUAAUUGAUACAUUAGGUGCCAGCAUUGUGAACGCCACAGAUUCAAAAGGAAGAACUCCUCUCCAUGCAGCUGCCUUCACAGACCACGUAGAGUGUUUACAGCUGCUGCUCAGCCAUAAUGCUCAAGUCAAUUCUGUGGACUCUACAGGGAAAACACCUCUUAUGAUGGCUGCAGAAAAUGGACAAACAAAUACAGUUGAGAUGCUGGUUAGCAGUGCUAGUGCAGAACUGACUUUACAAGAUAACAGUAAAAAUACUGCCCUCCAUUUGGCUUGUAGCAAGGGUCAUGAAACUAGUGCCUUGUUAAUACUGGAAAAGAUAACAGAUAGAAACCUCAUCAAUGCAACCAACGCAGCCUUGCAAACACCUCUGCAUGUUGCUGCCCGAAAUGGGCUAACAAUGGUUGUUCAGGAACUUUUGGGAAAAGGAGCAAGUGUGCUUGCAGUAGAUGAAAAUGGAUCAGAGAAGGCAUCCCAAAAAAUGUGACUGCUAAGCCAAAAUCCAAAGGAUAAGGAGAAAGUGGGGGAGGAACUUUCUAAGCAAAGAGAGUGGCAUGUUAAGAGAUACAACUGGCCGGGCACAGUGGCCCACGCCUAUGAUCCCAGCACUUUGGGAAGCCAAGGCGAGUGGAUCACCUGAGGUCAGGAGUUUGAGACCAGCCCCGCAAACAUGGCAAAACCCUGUCUCUACUAAAAAUACAAAAAUUAGCUAGGUGUGGUGGCAUGUGCCUGUAAUCCUAGCUACUUGGGAGGCUGAGGCAAGAGAAUCGCUUGAACCCAGGAGGCAGAGGUUGCAGUGAGCCGAGAUCAUGCCACUGCACUCUAGCCUGGGUGACAGAGCCAGACUUCGUCUCAAAAAAUAACCCCCAUGCAGAGGAGAGGAGCCUGUUUUUAGUCAUAUUCUGACUAGAAAACACACCUGAAACAAGCUUCUUUCCCCACCCCCACUCUCAUCCAAGGCAUCCUGGCCUAUGUAAUGGGUUGUUCUGCCUGCCAGCAGCAGGAACAGCAGCAGGCACCUUUAGAAGAACCGUUGAAAGAAGUGUGGGCAGUGAAGCACUCCCCUAGCUACUUUGGACAAAUAAAAUUUAAUUAAAAAUACGGACAGCCUUCAGCCACUGCUGCCAAACUUGCAAGAACAUCAGUUGUUCUUUUUGACCCUUGACAAAAUGGGAACUUUACAAAGGGGGAAAAAAUUACUUUUUGUGGCUGGGCACAGUGGCUUACUCCUGUAAUCCCAGCACUUUGGGAGGCAGAGACGGGAAGAUCACUUAAAGCCAGCAGUUUGAGACCAGCCUGGGCAACAAAGCGAGACCCUGUAUCCACAAAAAAAUUUAAAAAUUAACCAGGCAUGGCAUGUGCUUAUAGUCCCAGCUAGUCAGGGGGCUGAGGUGGGAGGAUCACUUGAGCCCAGAGGUUGAGGGUGCAGUGAGCAUGAUCAUUACACUGCACUCCAGCCUGGGUGACAGAACAAGACCCUGUCUCAAAAAAAAAAAAAAAAAAUCCUUUUUUUAUCAAGGCCAAUAUAGCACAGAUGAAAAUAUGUGGGAGAACUGGAAGCAACCAGAUGCCCAAUAGUUGAAAUGUGUAACUAAACCAUAGUAUAAUCACACAAUGAAAUACUAUAUAACAAUGAAAAUGAACCAACUACAGUUACAUACAACAUUGAUAAAUCUCACAUAAUGCUACACAAAAAGCCAGAUAUGAAAUAAUACAUACUAUAUGAUUCCAUUUAUAUUAAGUUUUUUAAAAACUCUAAACUGUAGGCUGGGUAAGUUGGUUCACAUCUGUAAUCCCAGCAUCUGGGAGGCCGAGGCAGGCAGAUCACUUGAGGCCAGGAGUUUGAGACCAGCCUGGCCAACAUAGCGAAAUCCCAUCUCUACUAAAAAUAUAAAAAAUUAGCUGGGCGUGGUGGCACACACCUGUAAUCCCAGCUACUCAGGAGGCUGAGGCAGAUGAAUCACUUGAACCCAGGAGACAAAGGUUGCAGUGAGCCAAGUUUGCACCACUGCACUUCAGCUUGGGUGACCGAGCAAGACUCUGUCUCAAAAAAAAAAAAAAAAAAAAACCUACAGUGUUUAUGACUCCAAGUUGAAAGCAAGGAAAUUACUACCCCAUAAGUCAGGACAGUAGUUACCAUUGUGGAAGAAGAAAGGUAUAACGACUGGGUAGAGGAUAUAGUGGAGGCUUCUGGUAUGCUGGUAGUGUUCUCUUUCUUAAUCUGUAUGGUGGUUAUACAAAUGUAUGUUAUGUGAUAAAACUAUUAAAGUUCCAUAUAGUAUAAUUGAAGUUUGGCAUCACACUAUUCUCACUUCUCUCCCGCUCCAUCCUCAAGACUGAGUCUUGUGCCAACUGAGGUACCAAAUGUUUCCUCCUUGGUUUGCUGUGUUGACACUUUGUGGUAACUUAUGACUAAGGUCAGUUGUAUUCCGCUUAAAAAAAGAGAAUAUUUACAAAGGAAAUAUUUGUUUUGAUUUAGUAGUUUUUAAAGUUCAUCUGUUUAGUUUGUCUACUGUUUUUCUUCAAGAGACUGUGACCCCAAGAGAAAAGUUAAAUUGACAACUAAGUGUCAUUCAUUCAACACAUAUCUUUUGAGCACCUGUCCUGUGGCUGAUUCAUGAAACUGUACACAUUUAGAUUUCUUAGCAUCAAAAAGCUUCCUUACAUAACUACAAAUUAAAUUUUUUUAUUUUUUCUUAACACUGAUAUAACUGCAAAUUAACAGUAAAUCUCUGCUUACCAUCCUGAAAGAAUAUUCACUGAUGUAUGGUGUUUUUCUUAUUCUAGCCCAGUUUUUUCUGUGAAUUCAGAUGGAUACAGAUAAGUUGUGAGAACUUGGGGAAUCAUUCUUCUCUGGGCCUGCUUCCUCUUCUGUUGUCUAGUCUAACGUCUCCUUCCACCCUAGGUUUCUAUGGCUAUUCUUUUUCUACUUAUUAGAAACUUGCGAAUCAUCCUGGUUACAGCAAUUUAUUAUAAGCUAAGUAAUGUAAAAUAUGUCUAAAGUUGAAGUACUUUAGGCUUAUUUCCUUGUCUUUGGUGAAAUACGUCUCAGG